AUGUCCCCCAAAAUUCUCAUAACAGGCGGCACAGGCUACAUCGGCGGCUCCGUGCUGCACACGCUCGCGACCGCACACCCGGAAUGGUCCAUCACUGCGCUCCUGCGCACCGAGCCCUCGGACUUCUCGUCGAAGUACCCGGGCGUCAGGGUCGUGAGGGGGACGUAUGAUGAUGCCGACGUUCUUGCCCGGGAGGCGGCGGGUGCGGAUGUCGUUGUUCACAACGGCAAUUCAGACCACCUGCCCUCCCUCCAAGCCCUCCUCGCAGGGCUUCUACGACAACCGCGGGAAAAGCCAGGCGUCCUGAUACACCUCUCCGGCACGGGCAUCGUAUCUGACUUCCUCUCUGCGACUCACCUCGGCAUUUCGAACCCAAAGAUAUGGUCGGAUAUCUCGUCUCUCGACGAGAUCCGCUCGCUGCCUGACAUGGCGCUGCACCGUCUUACUGAGAAAUUGCUGCACGAGACUGCGAAGACGGAGGGAGAGGGAGAGGGGAAAAUUAGGAUUGCGGUGAUGUGUCCGCCGGAUAUAUAUGGGAGGGGGUUGGGGCCCGGGAAGACGAAGAGUGCGUUUGUGCCUAUGUUUCUAAGGGAGGUGGGGAAGUUGGGGAGGGUGUUCUAUGUUGGUGAGGGGGAGAACAGGAGGAGUUGGGUGCAUGUGAAUGACUUGAUGAGCGUUUAUCUGAGGCUCGUUGAGGAGGGCGUUAAGGAGGGGGGUGGGGUCGCUGGAUGGAAUGAGGAGGGCUACUAUUUCGCGGGUUCACAAGAGGUCUCUCACAUGGAGGUUGCCAGAACUAUGGGUGAGAUCCUGAAGCGGCAUGGUAUGAUUGAAAACGAAGAGCCGAUUCCCAUCUCUCUGGAGCAAUUGGAUGGGAUGAUUGAGCGGCACCCUAUGCUUGGUCGGUACUUGUUCGCUUCCAACUCGAGAACAAAGGCGGAGCGGGCGAAGAUAUUGUUAGACUACAAUCCUCAAGCGGCGUCGCUAUUGGAAAGCAUCGAGGACGACAUUUUGGCGGAGAUCAAGAAGGAUUGA
Molecule: messenger RNA, 1032 nt
Organism: Aaosphaeria arxii CBS 175.79
Lineage: Eukaryota; Fungi; Ascomycota; Dothideomycetes; Pleosporales
Product: NAD(P)-binding protein
Exons: 4
Coding region: 1-1032 (343 amino acids)
Source: RefSeq, a predicted model, not a curated record